Dufourea novaeangliae is the source of this 6926-nucleotide messenger RNA. RefSeq names its product pecanex-like protein 1 (gene pcx). Gene Ontology annotation, cellular component: endoplasmic reticulum; membrane. Lineage: Eukaryota; Metazoa; Arthropoda; Insecta; Hymenoptera; Halictidae. The transcript has 14 exons. Gene Ontology annotation, biological process: endoplasmic reticulum organization. The record is from RefSeq and is a predicted model, not a curated record. The coding region runs from base 176 to 6853 and encodes 2225 amino acids.
GGAACCAGUAAGUUGUGUGUGUUGUGUGCGCCAAAUCCAUUGAUUAAAUAAGGCCAAGAUAAAAUGUACCGCCUUGUUCGCCACGCGAUUUUUCGAAUAGAGGAGAUAAACUACGAAUAAAUCUGUGGAACAGCAAGUGAUGGGAAGAUGGUGAGGAAGCAUAUUUGCCAUUGGUAUGGGUUCUCAAACGCUGGAAAUUUUGAGACAAGGCGUCUGGGCGAGCCUGACAGGAGGCUGGUUUUACGAUCCCCAUCUCGACGUUUUUUCAAACACCUUUCAUCUUUAUGUUUGGCUUUUCUUGCUUUGCCUGCCGUUCACCAUAUAUCUUUAUUUUCCACCGUCAUUGUAUGUUUGGGUGGCAUAUUGUUCUUCGAUCGGAGCACUUUUUGGUACGAUAAAGUGCGUGAAUCAUGCGCUUCAUUGUGUGUAUGAUACAACCGAAUGCUUAGAAGAAUCAGGUCAGACUAUUAGUCAACCUAGAUCAGAAAGUGAAAAAAGACACACAGCACACAACAAAUGCAGGGAACAAUCUCAAGAUCAAGUAGAUCAUGGAAUAGAGCUACAAGUUUUAAAUGGAAAAACAGAUACACCACCUGUAGAAUGUUCAUCACGUAAUUCUUUUAUUGAAUCUAAUGCACAGAAUGCAGAUGCAGAUAGUAUAACAUCAGAAUACAAUCGAGAUAAGCCAAGCUCGACUGUAGAUUUGAAAGUAGAAAUCCACCGAAAAAAUAGUUCAGAAAGUUCAGAGGAAGCACAACAAAUGACUAAACCAAUGGUACCCAGUAUAAAUGUACGUGAAGCUGAAUUAGCGUCCACGUCAGAACCACGUUAUCGUAAUAUUAUGAAUGAAAGAAGAUUAAAGCGGCAGAGGUAUUUGGUAAUUGCUGAAGAAAAGAGGCCAGUAUCCAGGAAGUUGUGUAGACACGCGUCCGAAGACUCACGAAAUCGUCAUUCGAAACAGGGUAGUCUUGGAAAAACGGGUUCUGAAAGUCAAAUCAAACAGACAAGUUCAUUGGAGUUGGAACAUCAUGGAGAUGAUUAUCCUUAUUGGAAGUGCAAUCGAAGUGUACAACGUCUUAAUUCUAGUUCAAUUCCAAUGGAAACUCAUUUAAUGAAUGAUCACCCGCAAAGUUUAGAAAUUAUAUCGAAAAAGGAAGAUACGGACAAAAAUAAAAUUUCGUCGCAUCCGCAAUCGUUGGAGGUCAUUGCAAAAAAGCCGCAUCAACAACUUGUUCAUCCACAAAGUCUUGAAACGAUUGGUGCUACUAGUAAAAAUAUAAAUACUACAGAUGACAAUAAUUUACCGCUUCAUCCUCAAAGUCUUGAAACAAUUAAUGCUAAAAAGGGGUUACCUCAAAAUACGUUAAAAAAAAAUCAACUACAACUAUUACCGUAUCUUAGUUAUGGAUCAGAGAUAGUACAUCCUAUAGCAGAACAAAGCGAUGAACAAUUUGCUAAUGAAAGUUCUGGAGGAUAUAGCCUUCGGGACUCUUAUAGUCCAUUACUUACACGAAAAACUUGCGAAGCUAAUGCUACUUCUAAUCGGGACAGAAGUCUUAGUACUAGCCGAUUUGAAGAUAGAUUUUCAAGAUUUUAUGGAGACGGUGGUAUAGAUAAUGAUUCUGCAAAUUCCCGAGACGCGUUGAUCGAAGAACCAAAGCCUAGUAUGCAAAGGAGAUACAGUAAUGCAAGCCAAAGCAGCCAUGAAUUCUCGGACGGUGAGAAACCCAAAGAUAAGCAAGAUAAGUUGAAAAUUAUGGAUGACCCAUUGAAUGUUGGAAGUGUAGUUGGAAUAGACCGAUUGUUUGAAGGUGGUGAUUGCGCAGUGGAAUUACGGACAAAUAAAAACCUACAUAAUAAAGAACCAGAUUCUGGUUCGUCCAGUACAACGACAUUAAGUAUGGAUAACGAGGUGAAAAGAAAGUUACUACCACAACUAGAAACAGAUAACAAACGACAUCAAGGUGCGAUACCGAAGCAAAGCCGUCCAAAACCAGCAGUAGAAGCUAUAGAUGAUACUAUUACAACCACCGAACAAAUCCGGGCAAAGCGUAGACGACCGUUAGUUAUAAUGUUGUCCUCCGGUCGAGAUAUGCCAGAUAUAAGAUUAAGUCGGAGUUCAGAGAAUCGAAGUACGCGACCAAGACGGGACGCUUUGAAACCUUUGUAUAGACAGAACGCGAUACGAGAAAGAGUUCGAGACGAUAACGUUGUACCGCUCACUGAUCUAUUUGGGUUAAUAUCGAACGAUGAAUGUCACUUAGAUGCUCAUCACAACGACACAGAAGUACCUUUUGAAGUAGUACCUUGUUUUCGAGAUGAAAUUGGACGUUGGUUGACGUAUGACGUCGAUGAGAAGGGAUCUAGUGUUGCUACUGCUGCUGCUGCUGCUACUACUACUACACAAGUUCCUUCUAAUAAUAACGAUAAAUUGUUGAACACAUUAUUACGCCAACAGCUGAAUCAAAAUUUACAUUAUGACGCGAACUGGGAGCUGACAGAUUCUCUGAGUAACAGUUACAGUAGUCUGUCUUUGAACUCUGCCGGCUUGAGCGCCAUAAUAGACACACCACCUGUUCUGUCCAGCCCAGAAAGCAACCAAACCAAGGCACAAAAUUCAGUAUCGUCGAAUGUUGUUUUGUCGAAUCAGUGUACAACAGAAACCUUAGAACGAGAUCAUCAGGACAUGAUAACACGUAUAGAGUCCAUGGCGGCUGGAAACCGAGGCUUACGAAAUUUAUUAUUAGAUUACUUCAAUUUAAAUCCGUCAGAUUCGAAUCGGCGAAUGCCUGUUCUAACGUUACCGACGCAUCAAGAAGCUGAUAUGAAUGCAAGCUUGUCAUGGAACCGAUUAGGCGGGUUCGAUGGAUUCGAGCCGAAACCGAAACAAACAAGACAUUAUUAUAAAUGGAAGAUCGGCAAACUACCGCAUAUAAAAGUUCGAUUCGAUCGCCUGUUUUUAAUGGCUCUACUGGACCGGAAUUUGACAAUUUUCGAGACGAUUGUCUCAACGUUCUUAGCAGUUGCUGUUGCAGGAUUGGGUCUCUUUCUGCUUCAGCAAGGCUUCUAUCGAGAUAUAUUCGCUUUCAUGUUCUGUUUCGUAACCGCCGGAUGUCAGUAUUCAUUGUUAAAAUCUGUUCAGCCGGAUGCUGCUUCGCCGACCCAUGGUUUUAAUCGUAUCAUAGUAUUUUCGCGGCCUAUAUAUUAUAUACUGUGCUCGGGAUUUAUACUAAUCAUUAAUGAAUUCCUAAGAAACUUCAAAACAUCGGAAUUUCGAAUAUACGGCCUUCGAGUCACCGAUUACGAUGUUAUAUUGCAAAUUCGUAGCAUUUUAUUAAUUUUUCUCCUCUGUUUCCCGAUCGUGUUCUCGUUAGGUUUAUUUCCGCAAAUUAAUACAUUCUUAAUGUAUCUCUGCGAGCAUAUUGAUAUUCAUUUAUUUGGUGGAAACGCAACGACCAGUCUAGUCUCUUCGAUAUAUUGCCUUUGUCGCAGUAUCGUCACCGUUGUUAUACUGUACGGAUUCGCUUACGGAGCACUGACAGAGCCCAAAUCCUCGCAACACAUUUUAUUCUCGAUCUUCGCCGGUUUACUAGUCGCCAUAUCUUAUCACUUGAGCCGAUCAUCAUCGGAUCCUACGGUAAUCUGGGACAUCCUCAAAACAAACUUAUGGCCGCCGGAGAUUUAUACAGAAGAAAAGGAAGCGAAAAUCAUCGAGAACACAUCACGCAGGGACAAUCUGUCCGCAACGUACGAGGAAGCAAAAGUUCGAACAUCGGGACGAAAGAAACACGUGAAAAUCAAAGUUGGCGAACAAAUGUCGGACACGGAAUUGGUGGAUCCUUUGCCUGAAAAGUUACGAGCAACGGUGAACGCAAGAUUAAAGAACGAUUUGAUAGUAUGCGCUGUGAUAGGUACAUUAUCGUUUGGUAUCCAUUGUUCCACCGUGUUUACAGCUCUACAACCAGAAUUAAAUCCCGUUUUAUGGGGUAUUGUAAGCUGUCUGGGAUUCCUGUUGCAUUACAUAGUGCCGCAGCUUCGGAAACAAUUGCCAUGGUUAUGCUUGUCAAGACCAGUACUUCGUAGUCACGAACAUGCACAAUUUGAAGUUCGUGAACCAGUGAAGAUUAUGUGGUUCGAGAAAGCGUACGUUUACCUAUCUUUCUUAGAACGAAAUAUUCUGUAUCCGAUAGUGUUCCUAGGAGCCCUCACGGAAUGUUCGUCGAAGAUUGUGAUGAAAUUUGGGGAAAGCAUAGGCGCGUUAAUUAUAGUUGUUUGUGGACUGAAAUCCUUGAGAUCCGCAUACUCGGAUCCAUCCACGCGUUACCUGGUUCUGAUCUUUGCGGUACUGUUCUUCAAACUGGACAUCCGAGAAUUCAGCGAAACUUUUCUUGUCGAUUAUUUCAUUACCGGAAUAGCAUUCGCAAAGAUUUACGAAUUAUUGUUGAAGAUCAGAUUUGUCGUUACUUAUAUCGCACCUUGGCAAAUCACAUGGGGCAGUGCGUUCCACGCGUUCGCCCAACCGUUCUCGGUCCCGCAUUCCGCCAUGUUGUUCUUGCAAGCGGGCAUUUCCGCGAUUCUGAGCACCCCGUUGAAUCCACUUUUGGGAAGCGCGAUUUUUAUAUCGUCGUACGUGCGCCCAGUGAAAUUCUGGGAACGGGAUUACAAGACAAGAAGAGUGGACCAUUCGAACACACGUAUGUCGUCGCAUUUAGAUCGAAAUCUAGGUGCUGAUGACAAUAAUGUGAAUUCGAUUUUUUACGAACAAUUAACAAGAUCGUUGCAGCACAGUCUUUACGGAGAUCUUGCUCUAGGCCGUUGGGGAAACGUGGAACAGGGCGAUUGUUUUUUAUUGGCAUCCGAUUACUUAAACUGUCUGGUGCACAUUGUUCAAUUAGGCAAUGGACUGGUUACGUUUCAAUUGAGAGGACUUGAAUUUCGAGGAACGUAUUGUCAGCAGAGAGAAGUGGAAGCAAUAUCCGAAGGAAUCGAGGACAACGAUGAUUGUUGUUGUUGCGAAAUGGGACAUUUCUCAAAUGUACUGAGCGUGAACGCAGCAUUUAGCCAGCGUUGGCUCGCCUGGGAAGUUGCAAGCGCUAAAUACGUUCUAGAGGGAUAUUCGAUAUCGGAUAAUUCAGUGGUUUCUACAUUUCAAAUGUUCGAGUACCGUAAAACGUUGGUUACCUAUUACGUGAAAAGUAUUAUUUUCUACGCUGUCAAGUCACCGAAAUUGAAAUACUGGUUGGGGAACUCCGAUAUUGCCGAUGCCCUUAAAAUUACCCUUGACAAGAACUUCGUCGAUCUGGAUCCUGUUUUCAAGAUGAACAUCGACGAGGAUUACGACUUUCGCGCCACUGGUAUUACAAGAAGUAGCUUUUGUAACGUUUACUUGGAUUGGAUACAAUUUUGCGUCACCAAACACGACAAGACACUAGAUAAAACGAGAUAUUCACCAUUGGUAUCUUUGUGUUUCGCGUUGAGUCUGUUGGGGAGACGUGCUUUAGGAGCAGCGUGUCACAAUACCGUGACCAGUGUUGAAUUUUUUAUGUACGGAUUGCAUGCACUUUUUAAAGGAGACUUCCGCAUAACAUCAGUUCGAGAUGAAUGGGUGUUACACGAUGUUGAUUUGUUACGCAGCGUUGUAGCGAAAGGAGUAAGAAUGGCGUUGAAGCUACAUCAAGAUCAUUUCAUGAGCCCGGAGUUAUACGUUGAACCGGUUGCUCUUUAUGAAGCUAUAGAUAGUCAUGAUAAGAAUCUUGUAAUCAGCCAUGAAGCUGAUCCAUUAUGGAGAAACGCUGUUCUAAACGGUGCAACCAGUCUCCUGGCACUUAGACAUGUACUCGAUGACGGCAUCGACGACUACAAAGUGAUCAUGCUUAACAAACGAUUCUUGAGUUUUCGAGUUAUUAAAAUGAAUCGUGAAUGCGUGCGCGGCCUCUGGGCCGGACAACAACAGGAAUUAGUAUAUUUAAGAAAUAGAAAUCCAGAACGUGGCUCUAUACAAAAUGCGAAACAAGCUCUCAGAAAUAUAAUCAAUAGCUCUUGCGAUCAACCGAUCGGAUAUCCGAUUUAUGUUUCACCGUUAACAACGAGCUACGCAGAGACUAAUGAACAAUUAUGCUCUAUAGUUGGUGGAUCUUUAAGUCUCAGUGUUAUCAGGCGUAAUAUAUUAAAAUUGUGGCAAAGAAUCAAAAGAAGGUGUGGCCAAGGUUGUUCGUCCGGUGGAACAGGAUCCCAAGAUGACGGAGGUUUUGGAAACGACGGAGUAUACGCAAUGACUACUUACAAUAUUCAUUCUGGUUAUGGUCAGUCGAGUUACAACACAUCUGGCUCGCAAUCUAUAGAUUCUGGAUGUCAAAUUGGUGGAUCAACUGGACGCGGUUCUCUGGGAAGAGCGAAUACAGGAUCUCUCGGUGGAAACAGAGGAUCGUUGGCGUCAGUUGGGAAGCCUACAAGCUCGACACUCGCCAGUUUAGCCGGUCUUCUUAGUAACAGUGAUAUUAAAACUGAGAUUAAGAGUGAAACAAGUUUCUCUGGAAAAGUUGAGAAAGAGGAGGUUCUCCAAAGAGUUCGUAUCAUAGAUCCUAAUCAAGUAUACGAUGCGAUUAAUUUGGGUCGCCGGAUAGAUGUAAUCUGGCCUGAUGAAAGAAUGAGACAACAGGGCGGUAGGUCCGGAUGGAAGCAUUGGGUACCUGAAAGAGGUAUGGAAGGAUGUGUUGUUCAUUGUUGGUCUCCUAAUCAUCGUGAUCCUAAUCGACGAUCUCAUGUGGAUAAAGUCAUUUUACUUGUCAAAAUUGACGAUAAAUACGUUCCAAUAGCGGAACAGGGUGUACGAGACUUAGGAGCAGAAGUGUGAUGAAGUAUUUUUGAAUAUUCUGUAGUAAUAUACACUCUGCCGAUUUUCGUACAGUCAUUUUUUCAAUACACGC